Messenger RNA from Ruditapes philippinarum (Manila clam), 1671 nucleotides. RefSeq lists its product as uncharacterized. Gene Ontology annotation, molecular function: zinc ion binding. The record is from RefSeq and is a predicted model, not a curated record. The transcript has a single exon. NCBI's taxonomy places the organism in Eukaryota, Metazoa, Mollusca, Bivalvia, Venerida, Veneridae. Bases 1 to 1671 code for a protein of 556 amino acids.
AUGGAAGUCUUAGAUUGUGAAGAAUCUUCAUGUCAAUCUUGCCAGUGUGACGGUGAUACUGUACAAGCAGAGGGUUAUUGUGUGAACUGUAACGAGUUUUUAUGUUCAUCGUGUAUCAACGCACAUGAAAAGUUGGCUAGCACCAAAAAUCACGUGAUCAAAUCCAAAAACGUUAUGCCGAAAUUUCAGAUUAAAAGUGACCAAUGCACUGAGCUCUGUGAUAUUCAUGAUAAUGAAUUAGUGCAGUUUUAUUGUCUCGAGCACGAUCGUGUUGGGUGUAGAGAGUGUAUUCUUCUUCAUCAUACCUCUUGUGAGAUUCAGCUAGUUUCAUACGAGUCGUGUAACUUUAACAAUAGCGACGAUCUCCUUCUUAUCAAACACAGACUUGAUCAUCUGAAGAAAAACAUAUUUUCAUGUAAAGGAGAAAUAAACAGUAGCCUGAAAACAGCGGAUAAAAGAAGGACUGCUGUUGUCGAAGAAAUUAAACAGUUCCGUAAAGAGAUCGACAACUAUCUGGACAAAAUGGAAGCAGAACUUAUACAAAAAGUCGACGAAGUAAAUGAUAGAGAUGUGUAUUCACAAGGAAAACUUCAAGAUCAAUGCGAGGCAUUACUUGAUGAAAUUGAAGAUUAUCAAAGUAAACUAGAUCAGUGUAAAAACAACAUGAGUAAUUUGUUUGUCAUAUCUAAACGCGUACAAGAAAGACUACAGAUAUAUCAGAAAUUAAAUGAGGAAAUUUCUUCUAAAAGUCACAUAAACACUGUAAAAUUUUCAGCCUCUGAAGAUAUAAAUGCUUUGAAAUUAAACAACACAUGUCUUGGGCACCUGGAGACACAAUUGGAGAAGUUUUCAGGUAAAUGCAAGGAAACAAUAUUUGACAAGAGGAAACAAUUUGUACAGAAAUUUAACGUGCAGGCAAAAGAUGAAAAUGACUGUUACAUCACCGGAAUGACACUCAUAUCUGAUUCUGAAAUUCUCUGCGCUGAUAAUGAAAACGAAUCAUUGAAAGUUUUGAAUCAUAGAGAAGGUAAGAUCACAACAAUACUGAAAACAACAACGUGUCCUAGGGACGUUACAACCAUUAAUUCCUCAUCUGCUGCGACAACUUUACCAUCUGAAGGCAGAAUCUUGUUUCUAAAUACUAAAGUUGGAUUAACUGAAAGCCACAGUCUGAAUGUUAGGCAAGGAUGUUACGGAAUAGAUCAUCGCAAUGGUAUCAUGGCAGUGUCCUUUGUUGAACCUCCCGCUGUUCAAGUUAUAAACAUGGAAGGUGAUAUUCUACAUGAAGUCAGGGAUACCGGCAUAUUGGAAUUUCCACAAUUUAUAUGUCUGAAUACAAAUAAUGAGAGCAUAUUUGUAUCAGACAGUGACAAUAAUGCCUUGUAUGAAUUUACAGUGAACAAACAACUAAAAGCUGUAAAUAAAACGGAUAUGGGACCUCCAUUCGGCAUAACAGUGACCAACUGUGGUUCUGUUUUUGUAUGUUAUCCGUUUAAAAGUGAGAUGAUUGGAGUGAUUGUACCAGGUACAACACAAAUUACACAUUUUCAUAUACGUGAUGCUCUUGAACCAACGUCUAUCAUCGUAUCUGAAGAGGAGCAAAGAGUGUUCAUCAGUGAAAGUAAUUACUCAGAAGAUUGCAACUUCAUAAAAGUAAUUGACCUAAAAUAG